GAGCGAGGGAGGCGGAGACGAUCUCGGCGAGAGGCACCGCGUGAUGGACGCAGCAAAUCCUCGCACGCCAAUCUUGCUGCCCAUCGGUUUUGACGUGCACAUAUAUAUACCAAGAAACGCCUGCACAUACACGCUGGGCACUCUGGCCACGCCAUACCAGCACGUCCGUCCACACGCCACGCCAAUCACGACCAUGGCCAAAGCAAGAGCCACCAGCUCUCAGCUCCUCCGCCUCCUCGUCCUCUCGCUGCUCGCCUGCCUGCUUCCCGCCCGAGGUGGCGGCGACGAUGGCGGCCGAUGCCCUCGGGUCCCUUCUAUGGCCGCCGAGCGCGCGUGCAGGACGGUCUGCGGCACGCGGCCCAUGCGCGACCUCUGCCUCCGCACGCUUCCCGGUGCCCGCACGGCAGUACCAGCCACCAGCCACGCCAUGGCGGCCGCGCGCAGCGCGCUCGACUCCUACGCCGCCACGGUGGCCGUGGCGACGUCGCUGCUCGACGGCGGCGCGGUCCCGGACGGAGAGAGGGCCGCGUACGGCGACUGCAUGGUGGGCUACGGCCGUGCCCGUGUGGCCAUGGCCCGUGUCGCCGACGACCUGGCGGGCGGCUGCGACAGGGCCGCAGGCCUGAAACCAGGGUACACGGCCGGGCUCCGCGGCAUGGACAGGUGCAAGAGAGGCCUGUUCAAUUACCCGGCGUCGCCGUUGAACGCCAUGAACCUCGCCGACCGGAACAAGACCCUGCUCGCUGCCCUGUUCUACAGCCUUGUGCCGAACGCCAUGUGAACCGGUAGUCACGAGCCAGAGCAUAUUCGGUUGAAUUUAAUGAUGUGAUUUCAGAUUUCGAAUGUAAUAUGGUAAAGUUCAAACUGAGGUGUCAGUACUGAUGAGUUGGUUUGUUUGAAUG
This is a messenger RNA of Phragmites australis (common reed), 902 nucleotides long. RefSeq lists its product as uncharacterized. Lineage: Eukaryota; Viridiplantae; Streptophyta; Magnoliopsida; Poales; Poaceae. The transcript has a single exon. Bases 44 to 781 code for a protein of 245 amino acids. The record is from RefSeq and is a predicted model, not a curated record.